Messenger RNA from Colossoma macropomum (tambaqui), 13768 nucleotides. RefSeq names its product centrosomal protein of 290 kDa-like. The record is from RefSeq and is a predicted model, not a curated record. Lineage: Eukaryota; Metazoa; Chordata; Actinopteri; Characiformes; Serrasalmidae.
GCUGUUUAUGAAAAAUUAGUGUCACUUGCUUGGUUACCACCAUGGCUAAACCACCAGACCACUGCAGUUUAAAGAAUUAAAUCAGUCCCCUGAUAACACCUAGAAGGUAGGCCUGCCUUACAGGGCCAUCAGAUCAACCAGGUGCCUUGCAGCCAUGGCAAAAUCCAGGGACUAUGUUGGAGACUUCCUUGCAGAAUUCAAGGAGCAGAUCAUUGUACGAGCAACACGGGUCAGUGACAUCACAGAGGCUGUUGUGUCCGAAAACCUGAUCAAUGACAGGGCAGCCGGUCGUGUUCAAGCUGCUCACACUGAGCAGGAGGCAAUGAGGCUUCUGUUUGAGGCCCUGGAAAGAGAACCUCCUCAACACAGAGUGUCCUUUCAUCUGAUACUGAGAAUGACAGAGCCAGAACUUAUUCAAGAGCUAGAAUGGCGACAACGGAACAGCAAGCAUACUCAGACAGAAGUGGUUCAGUUUUCUGGAGAGAAGAAAAGGGAGGAUGAUAAGAGUAGACAGAAGGCUGAAACACAGCUUAAGAAAGACUCACUGAAGAGAAGAAGAAUGGAGACAAGGCGAGCCAUAGAACAGAUUGAGAAACUUUGGGAAGGAACAAAACGAGAGAGAAAUGAGAUUGACAGUAUGAGGGAAAGAAUCCAGAGACAGCAAGAUGAGAUUGCCAGGAUGACAGUAGAGAGAAGACAGCUGGAAGGAAUGUUAGCACAAAUGAGGAUACAACUGGAACAUGUCAAUGAAAAGAUGCAACAAAACAGGGAGGAGAUAAACCGAGAAAAAGACAGGAUUGAGCAAAUGAGAACUGACCUGCUAGCAGAGAGGAAUUCCUUGGAACAAAAACGUGAUGAAAUUGUCAGAGAGAAACAAAACAUAGAAAUAAUGAAGUAUGAGACAUUGAGAGCAAAAGAGGAGAUGGAGAGUAAUCGUGAAGCUACACAGUAUGAAAUGGAAAGAAUGGAGCAAAUGAAGACUGUGAUACAAAGGCAAAUACAGGACAUAGAAAAAAAAGUUGAGGAGACCAAACAAGCUAAAGACAAGAUGGAUCAGCUGAAAGCUGAGCUUGAGGAAGAGAGAAAUGAUCUAGACAGGAAAAGGGACGAUAUUAAAAGACAAAGAGAGCAAUUUGAACAAAUAAAACAUGAGAUACAUAGAGUGAAAGAGGAGAUGGAGCAAAGAUGGCAUGAGACAGAGAAAGAGGAUUUGGAACGGAGAUCUAUAAUCCAAAGAGAGAAAGAGGAGCUGACAAAUGUGCAAGCUGAAGUUCAGAAAGCAAAAGAAGAGAUUGAGAAGAACAAGGAGGAGUCAAAGCGUGAGAAGGACAAAAUAAACCAAAUGAGAGCAGAAAUGCUUAAAGAGAAAAACCUCUUAGAGAAAAGAUAUCAAGAGACUGUGAGAAAAGAAAAGGAGUUGGAGCAGAUUAUUCACAAGAUUAAAACUGAAAGAGAGGAGUUGGCACUAAAUGUAGAGUUGGUAAAACAAGAGUGGAAAAAGGUGGAGCAGGCCAAGGCAGAGUUCCAGUCUCAAAUGACAUCCAUUGAGACCAAGAUUGAGGAGAUAAAGCGAGCAAAUGAAAAACUGGACCGGAUGAAACUGGUCAUUCAUAAUGAAAAGGAGGUUCUGGAAAAGCAGAGGGAUGAUGCACGGAAGGCUAAAGAGGAGAUGGAGAAAAGGAGGUAUGAGAUAAUGACAGAAGAGCUGGAGCAAAGAGCUCAGUUGCAGAAAAACAGAGACGAACUGGAGGCGAUCAAAAAAGAAAUACAGAGAGCUAAUGAUCUGGAAAGAGCAAGAGUGGAGAGAAUGAAAGAGGAGAUCAUUCGGACAAAGGAGGAGGCUCAACAAGACAGAGAGGCAACUGAACAAAUGAAAGCUGAGAUAGAGAUUGAAAGGGACAACCUUAGAAGAAGACAAGAUGAAAUACUGAGGGAGAGGCAAGAGCUAGAGAGAAUUAGGCAUGAGACAGUCAGAGCCAGAGAGGAGAUGGAGAAAUGCAAGGAAAUCACAAUAAGGGAAAAUGAAAAAAUGGAAAAAAUGAAGGCUGACAUUCAGUCCCAAAUAGAGGAUAUAGAAAAACAGGUUAGAGAGACAACUGAAGCAAAAGAAAACAUGGAUCAGAUGAAAGUGAAAUUGGAGGAAGAGAGAGAUGAGUUGGAAAGGAAGAGGGACAGUGUCAAAAGAGAAAUGGAGCAAUGUGAGCUUAUUAAAUUUGAGAUCAUUCGAGUGAAAGAGGAAAUGGAGAGUAGAUGGCGUGAGACUGAGAGAGAAGAACUAGAGAUGAGAGAAAAAACACAGCAAGAGAGGGAGAGACUUGAACAACUGAGGGAUGAGCUCCAGACAGUCAAAGAGGAUACAGAAAAGAGCAAGAAAGAGAUAUGGAAAGAAAGGGAAAGUCUUGAAAUGCUGAAAAGACAAACCGCAGAGGACAGAGAUGCUGCAGUCAAAAAGAUGGAUGAGGUCAAAACAAAAUUUGAGGAGUUAUCACAUGUUAAAAAUGAGAUAGAAAAAGAGAAAGAAGAGAUCAAAAGAGAUUGGGAAGUAAGUAAUCAAAAGCUGAAUGAAAUUACACAAAUGAGAGAUGAGCUACAAAGACAAAUGGCAGAAACUGAAAAUAAGACUGCUGCAGCCAAGUUAGCCAAAGAUGAGGCAGAUCAAGCCAAGCUUGCAGCACAGGAAGCGGAGCUGAUCUUGAAAAAGCAAAAGGAAGAGAUGGAAAAGAGAAGGUAUGAGACGGUGAAAGAGGAGCUGGAGCAAAGAGCUGAGAUACAAAGAAAGAAGGAGGAACUGGAGCAUUUGAAUAAUGAGAUACAAACAGCCCAAACAACAUUACAAAAAACAAGACACACUGAAAAAGAUAACUUGGAGAAGAUUUUGCUAGAAGCACAGGAAGAGAGAAUGAUUACUGAGCAAAUCAAAACUGCACUGCAGAGUGAGAUGGUCCUUCAGGAAAGGCGCACAGGCGAGAUGGAAAGAGAAAGGCAAGAGCUAGAGAAGCUUCAGUUCCAGAUGCAGAAGAUGAAGGAGGAGCUGGAAAAGAAGCAGUAUGACACUAUGAGAGAUGAUCUGGAGAGGAGGGCUGAGCAGCAGAGAGAAAGGGAAGAGCUUGAUAGGAUCAGGGCUGAGCUGGAGAGAGACAAAGCAGCCCUACACAGAAGCAGCGAGAUGAUAAAUCAAGAUAAAGAAAAGCUGGAGCAGAUGAUGAUAGGAAUUCAAGAGCAAAGGGAAGAUAUAAAAAGAAGACUAGAACAUGCCAGACAAGCAGAGGAUGGAAUAAGACAAAUGAGAGAAGAAAUUGAGCUUCAAAGAGAACAUCUGGAGAGGAUUCGUGUGGAGACGGAAAAGGAGAAAGAGCCAUAUGAAAAAGUGAAGAAUGAACUUAACAGAUUGAGAGAGGAGAUGGAAAGACUUUGGGAUGAAGCAGAAAGAGAAGAACAGGAGGAAAGAGAGAAAUUUCAGAGAGAUAAGGAGGAAAUGAAUAAGAAGAUGGAGGAGAUGAACCAUGAGAUGAUGCAGAUCCAAGACUUGAAAGUGGAGUUAAAAAGACAGAGGGAGGAGGCAGAGGCAAAACUGGAGAAGGCAAAGAGGGAAAUGGAUAAACUUGAGCAGCUGAAGGCAGAUCUGCAGAGACGCAAAGAGGAGAUUGAGAACAAAAUUGCAGAGACUAAGAGUGAGAGGGAUGAAUUGGAGCAGGUGAGAGCUGAGAUACUAAGGCAAAAAGAAGAUGUUGAAAACAAAAUGCGACUAGCGAAAACAGAGAUGGAAAAGAUGCAACGAGUCAAGGAAGAAAUACAACAACAAAGAGAUGAAUUGGAAGAAAGGAUGCAGAGGGCAAAAAGAGAAAUGGAAGAGAUGGAGCUCAUGAAAAAAGAAAUGGACCGGAAGAAAAAAGAGGUUGAUCAAAGAAUGAAGCAGACCAUGAGGAAAAAAGAAGAGAUGGACAGAAUAAGGAUGGAAAUACAAAGAGCAAAAGAAGAAAUGGAACAUAAAAGGGCAGAGACUGAGAAGGAGAGAUACGAGAUGGAAUGUGUUAAAGCCGAGAUCCAAAGAGCAAGAGAGGAAUUUGAGAUUAGGGUAGAAGAGAGAGGUCUAGAUCUGGAAGAAAAAGAAGAGAUAAAUGCUGAGAUUAUCAGCCUGAUUCAUCAGAUUGAAAGAACCAGAGAAAUGAUAUGGAAUACUAAACUUCAUAUGGAAAACAGGGUGGCAGAAAGUCAACUGGAAGCAGUAUACAAAGAGCAGAUGAACGCAGAGUUGCAGAGACUCAUUGUAGAAGUUGAACAAAUCAGAGAGAUGCUGCGAAGGGCAAAAAAAGAAAUGGAACAAAACAAAGAGGUUAUCAGGAGUGAGAAGGACGAGAUAAGAAUGUUAAAGAUCGAGAUGCAACGAAGGAGAAGAGACUUGCAAUACAGAGAAGAAAAGAAUAUGAGAGAGCGGGCUGAGUUGGAAGUCAUGAGCGCCAAGAUACAGCGACAAAAAGAAGAGCUGGAGGAGAGACUAGAGGACAUCAUACAACAAAAUCAGAAGACAGAGCAGAUGAAAGAAGAAGUGCAACGGGCUUUGGAGGAAAUAGAGCAAGAAAAGGAGGAAAUAAGCAGGGCAAAAGAAAUGAUACUCCAAAGGAAGAUCAAGGAAGAGAAGGUAUCCCAAGACGACUACAAAACAGAGAAGUUACAGCCUGGAACAACAGACUACCUUGAAAAACAUGAGAUGAGAGCUGUUGAAACACUUUCAACUGAUCACUAUGAAGCUAUGAUGUCUGAUAUAGAUCAAGAAAGGAAUGAACUGGAGCAAUACAAAGAAAACAUGUUAAAAGAGAAACAUGAACUAGAAAGGACAAAGGAAGAUGUUCAGAUGGCAAGAGAUGAAGUUGAAGCAAAGAUGGCCAAACUGAAAGAGGAGGAAAAAGAGUUGGAAAAGAAGAAAGUGAGUCUCAUAAAUAUGGAAGAAAUACUGCAAACACAGAAAGAGGCCAAUGAAAGGGAUUUUAAUACCAUAAUCAAAGAGAAGGAAAUACUGAAUCAAAGGAAGCAAGAGCUUGACAACAUGCAAAUAAAUAUAGAAAGACAGAAGAAUGAAAUGGACCGCACAUAUAAACCUACAGCGAUGGUGACAAUGCAGUCUGAUAUGCAAGUGCAAACUGAAGACUGGGGUAGCAUGAGAGAGAUACAAAUACUGGAGGCAGAUAAAAAACACCAGGUCAUGAUGGCCAUGAAAGAGGUGGAGAAAGAAAGAGCAGCUUUAGAGAAGUUUCGUGAAGACAUUCUUGAUGAACUUGAGCUUAAACAAGCUACAAUCCAGAAACAAAAGCAAGAACUAGACACAGACAUCCAGUUAAGGAAAGAGGAGAGAGAUGAAAUAGAAAGGAGAAAAAAGCAAUUACACAAAGAUAUUGACAUGAUGGAACAAAAGAAAACCAACAUGGAAAAACAAAUGAUGGAUAUUAGCCUUUACCAAAAAGGUUUACAGAAGGAAAAGGAUGUAUCUGCACGAGCAGAAAUGCUUGGGGAUGUAGGUGCUACGUUCACUGACCUUGAGAUGCAACAAACUAAGACAAAAGAUGAUCUGGAAAGGGAAAAGAAUGAGUUAGAAAUGGCAAAAUUAGAAGUAAAGAAAGCAUGGGAUGACCUUCAUGCACAAAAUUUAAAAAACAGAGAAAACGAAGCAAGGAUAAGAAUGGAACUAGAACGAGAAAGAGAUGCUCUAAAUCAACUAAGUCUCAGUAUUGAAACACAGAGACAAGCUAUGAAAGAUGAACAACAUGAACUCAGACUAAGAACGGAAGAACUGGAGGUCCUGCAAAGCGAACUGCACAAAGAGCAGAGAGCAAAUGAAGACGCUGUGAAAAUGACUAUUGCUGAGAAAAGGGAGCUAGAAAAAAUGCAGUCUGACAUAAAUGAACAACAAAAACAACUGACAAUUGUCCAGGAUAUCCAGAAGAGAGAAAAAGAUGAUCUUGAAAAGAUGAAGUCUGAAAUUGAAAAGGAAAGCCAAAAACUAAAUAGUAGGCUAAUUGAGGAAUUGAAGAAUGAAAGAGCAAAACUUGAAAGUGUGAAGUUAGAACUUAAAAAUGUAAAACAAAGGAACAUCGAACUGGAUACAGAUUUAGAACUCCAUAAAAAAAUGAGGGACACAGAUCGGGACUUAUUGGAGCAAAUGAAAUCCCAACUAAAAAGACAAUCUGAGGACAUUGAGAAGAUCAAGCAAGAAACAGAGAAUGACAGACUGAAAGUGGAGGAGAUGGCCACACAAGUUCAAAAAGAGAGAGAGAAUAUUGCCAGAUUUGCUGAGGAGACCAGGAGGAAGAAAGAAGCUCUAGAUGUAAUGCGUGUUGAGAUACAGAAGCAGAGACAAGAAAUUGAGUCAGAGAAAAACAUGAUUUCUAAAGAAAAAGCUAACAUAGAACAAAUGAAAAUGAACAUUGCUAGAGAUGAAGUAGAUCUUAAAAACCAACUAGUAGAUGAAAGACAAAAACUAGAAAACAUCCAAAAAGAGAUUGACAGUCUUGAGAGCACAAAAUUAGAUAUCUCAAAGCAAGCUGACAUGGUGGAAAAAGAAAAGGAACAAAUACGACUCAGAAAAGAUGGACUUGAUCAAAAGCAAGCAGAGAUUCGAAAACAACAAAAAGAAUUAGAUGAUAUGAAAGACAAGAUAACAAUGGAAAAAACUCAGCUUGAGGAAAAGAAGGCUGAACUGGUUAAAGCAGAACAAGAGAUGAACUAUACCAGUGAAACAGUCAGAAUGGCAAUACAUGAUCUUGAGAGAGAAAAAGCAGAGUUCAUUGGAAAGCAAAAGCAAAUAGAAAGCAAUCUGAGGGAGGCACUUCAGGAAGAACAUAAAAACCUAGAUUUUCUGAAGAAAGAGAUUUUUGCUGAAAAGGAACUAAUUGAACAAAAUAAACAUGUGUUGGAAAAAGAGAGGGAUGACAUUAAACAACAAAAAUCCCAGCUCAGUGAGAAAUUGGUUGAGCUACAACUUCAAAAACAAAUCAUUGAAGAUGAAAAGGAUCAUUUACAACAGAUGAAUGAAGAGAUACAAAGAAAAGCUGAAAACGUUGAGAAGCUACUUCAAGACAAAGAGAAUGAAAAACAGAAGAUGGAAGAGACGGCUGCUCAACUUGAAAAAGAGAGAGACGACAUUCACUACAUUGCCGAAGAGAUCAGAAGCAAGAAAGAAGCCUUGGAUAUGAGGGAGGUUGAAAUGCAAAAACAAAUACAAGUCAUUGAGUUUGAUAAAGAAAUGAUUGAUAAGGAAAAGAAUGAGUUGAACAUAAUCAAAAAAGAGGUAAGUAAAACUAAAGAAGAUCUUGAAAACCAAAUUGCUGAAAAUAGAAAAAAUCAUGAGAUGAGCCUGUUAGAGAUACAGAAACAGAGAGAAACUCUUAAACAGAUGAACCUGAACAUUUCCAAACAGGUCAAUGAUAUUGAAAAUGAAAAGGAAACACUUAGACUCAGACAAGAUGAUCUAGAACAACUGCAGGAGGAGACUAAAAACCGACAAAAAGAAACUGAUGCCUUGAGAAACACAAUCACUGCUGAAAAGAAUUUGAUUGAAAGGAGGAAGGUAGAAAUUGAUCAACAAGAAAAAGAAAUAAAUAACAGUCUUGUUCAGUUCCAAGCAGAAAAGAAGAACUUUUACAGGGAAAAGGCUGAAAUAAUGAGAGAAACAGAAAAAAUGAAGGAUGGACUGCAAAAAGAAAGGAAAAAUUUAGAGCUUCUGAGGAAAGAAGUACUCAGUGAAAAAGAGUUAACAGAAAAAAACAGGCAGCUGCUGAAGACUGAUAUGCAACAACAAUUAAAUUUGGAGAAAGAGUUAGAAAACAUAAAGCUCCAGAAGGAAAUGAUUGAGGAUGAGAGGAACCAACUGGAACAAACAAAGGCUGAGCUGCACAGAGAAGCUGAGAACAUUGAAAAAUUAAAACAAGACACUCAGAAAGAAAGACAGAGAGUAGAAGAAAUGACUGCACAACUUCAAAAAGAGAGGGAUGAUGCUGCAAAUCUUUCUGAGGAAGUGAAGAGGAAAGUGGAAGACCUAAAUAGGAUGCGUGCUGAUUUUGAAAAAGAACGAGAGGUACUCAAAUCUGAGAAAGACAAGCUCAGAAAGGAAAUGCAUGAUAAUGAGAGCUCAAAGAUAGAGCUUGAAAAAGCCAGAGAAAAUCUAGAAAAACAAAUGACUGAACAAGAGGAACAAACUAAAAUGAUUCUGUCAGACAUACAGAAAGAGAGAGAGAAACUUGAGCAGAUGAACAUGUACAUCUCAAGCCAAGCCAAAGAUAUUGAAAAAGAAAAGGAACAACUGAAACUCAGAAAAGACGAACUGGAACAGAUUCAAGUAGAGAUUGCAAAACAACAAAAAGAGACGGAUGACAUGAAAAACAGAAUAAUGACAGAAAAAGGACAGCUUGAGCAGAAGUGGGAUGAACUGAAUAAAGAAAAGAAAGAAGUGGAUAAUAUCUUAAAAUCUCAAAUACAUUUGGAGAAAGAGUUAGAAAACAUAAAGCUCCAGAAAGAAAUGAUUGAGGAUGAGAAAGACCAACUGGAACAGACAAAGGCUGAGCUGCACAGAGAAGCUGAGAACAUCGACACAUUAAAACAAGAGAUGCAGAAAGAAAGACAGAGAGUAGAAGAAAUGACUGCCCAACUUCAACAAGAGAGGGAUGAUGCAGCAAAUCUUUCUGAGGAAGUGAAGAGGAAAGUGGAAGACCUAAAUAGGAUGCGUGCUGAUUUUGAAAAAGAACGAGAGGCACUCAAAUCUGAGAAAGACAAGCUCAGAAUGGAAAUGCAUGAUAAGGAGAGCUCAAAGAUAGAGCUUGAAAAAGCCAGAGAAAAUCUAGAGAAACAAAUGACUGAAAAAGAGGAACAAACUAAAAUGAUUCUGUCAGACAUACAGAAAGAGAGAGAGAAACUUGAGCAGAUGAACAUUUACAUCUCAAGCCAAGCCAAAGAUAUUGAAAAUGAAAAGGAACAACUGAGACUCAGAAAAGACGAACUGGAACAGAUACAAGUAGAGAUUGCAAAACAGCAAAAAGAGAUGGAUGACAUGAAAAACAGAAUAAUGACAGAAAAAGGACAGCUUGAGCAGAAGUGGGAUGAACUGAAUAAUGAAAAGAAAGAAGUGGAUAAUAUCUUACAAUCUGUUAGGACUGAAAAGAGCAAUAUUGAAAGAGAAAGAUCUGAAAUUGAUGAGCAAAAACAGCAAAUGGAGAGCAAGUUCAGGACUGCAUUGAAGAGAGAGAUGGAAAAUGUGGAGCUCCUAAAGAAAGAGUUACUUGAUGAAAAAGAAUUAAUAGAAAAGAGCAAACAGCUGUUAAACAAAGACAUGGACGAAGUGGAACAACACAAGGCCAGACUGACCAGAGAGUCAGAGGACAUUAAACACAGGAAAGUCAUACUUGAGGAGGAGAAGAGCAUGUUAGAGAAGAUGAAGGUGGAUCUAGACAGAGAAGCUGAGAACAUGGAAAAAAUGAAGCUUGACUCACAGAAUGAGAAAGUGAAAGCUGAAGAAAUAUACACACAGAUUCAAAGAGAAAGAAACAUUACUGACAGUCUUGCUGAGGAGAAUAAAAAGAAAAAAGAAGAGCUGGAUGGUUUGCAUGCUGAGAUAGAAAAGCAAAGAGAAGCAAUUAAAUUAGAUAAAGAGAUGACUGACAAGGAAAAAGCUGACCUGGAGAUAAUGAAAGAAGAGAGAAAACAAAUGACUGAAAAAGAGGAACAAACUAAAAUGAUUCUGUCAGACAUACAGAAAGAGAGAGAGAAACUUGAGCAGAUGAACAUUUACAUCUCAAGCCAAGCCAAAGAUAUUGAAAAAGAAAAGGAACAACUGAAACUCAGAAAAGACGAACUGGAACAGAUUCAAGUAGAGAUUGCAAAACAGCAAAAAGAGAUGGAUGACAUGAAAAACAGAAUAAUGACAGAAAAAGGACAGCUUGAGCAGAAGUGGGAUGAACUGAAUAAUGAAAAGAAAGAAGUGGAUGAUGUCCUAGAAUUUGUUAGGACUGAAAAGAGCAAUAUUGAAAGAGAAAGAUCUGAAAUUGAUGAGCAGAAACAGCAAAUGGAGAGCAAGUUCAGGACUGCAUUGAAGACAGAGAUGGAAAAUGUGGAGCUCCUAAAGAAAGAGUUACUUGAUGAAAAAGAAUUAAUAGAAAAGAGCAAACAGCUGUUAAACAAAGACAUGGACGAAGUGGAACAACACAAGGCCAGACUGACCAGAGAGUCAGAGGACAUUAAACACAGGAAAGUCAUACUUGAGGAGGAGAAUAGCAUGUUAGAGAAGAUGAAGGAGGAUCUAGACAGAGAAGCUGAGAACAUAGAAAAAAUGAAGCUUGGCUCACAGAAUGAGAAAGUGAAAGCUGAAGAAAUAUACACACAGAUUCAAAGAGAAAGAAACAUUACUGACAGUCUUGCUGAGGAGAAUAAAAAGAAAAAAGAAGAGCUGGAUGGUUUGCAUGCUGAGAUAGAAAAGCAAAGAGAAGCAAUUAAACUAAAUAAAGAGAUGACUGACAAGGAGAAAGCUAACCUGGAGAUAAUGAAAGAAGAGGUGAGGAAAAGCAAAGAAGUUCUAGAAAACCAAAUAACCGAAGAAAGGAAAAAGAAUGAGAUGAGCCGGGCAGAAAUACAGAAGGAGAGAGACACUGUUGAACAUGAAAAGGAAAGACUAAGACUUAGACAAGAUGAUCUAGAACGACUGCAGGCAGAAAUUAUAAAACAACAAAAAGAAAUGGAUGAUAUGAAAAACAGAAUAAUGACAGAAAAAGGACAGCUUGAGCAGAAAUGGGAUGAACUGAAUAAAGAAAAGAAAGAAGUGGAUGAUAUCUUAAAAUUUGUUCGUGUUGAAAAGAGCAAUAUUGAAAGAGAAAGAUCUGAAAUUGAUGAGGAGAAACAGCAAAUGGAGAGCAAGUUCAGGACUGCAUUGAAGACAGAGAUGGAAAAUGUGGAGCUCCUAAAGAAAGAGUUACUUGAUGAAAAAGAAAUAAUAGAAAAGAGCAAACAGCUGUUAAACAAAGACAUAGACGAAGUGGAACAACACAAGGCCAGACUGACCAGAGAGUCAGAGGACAUUAAACACAGGAAAGUCAUACUUGAGGAGGAGAAGAGCAUGUUAGAGAAGAUGAAGGUGGAUCUAGACAGAGAAGCUGAGAACAUGGAGAAAAUGAAGCUCAACUCACAGAACGAGAAAGUGAAAGCUGAAGAAAUAUACACACAGAUUCAAAGAGAAAGAAACAUUACUGACAGUCUUGCUAAGGAGAACCAAAAGAAGAAAGAAGAGCUGGAUGGUUUGCAUGCUGAGAUUAAACAGCAAAGAGAAGCAAUUAAACUAGAUAAAGAGGUGAUUGACAAGGAGAAAGCUGACCUGGAGAUAAUGAAAGAAGAGGUGAGGAAAAGUAAAGAAGUUCUAGAAAACCAAAUUACUGAGGAAAGGAAAAAGAAUGAGAUGAGCCGGGCAGAAAUACGGAAGGAGAGAGACACUGUUGAACAUGAAAAGGAAAGACUAAGACUUAGACAAGAUGAUCUAGAACAACUUCAAGCAGAAAUUAUAAAACAACAAAAAGAAAUGGAUGAGUUGAGGAACACGAUCAGUAUUGAAAGGAAUCUGCUUGAAAAGAAGAAGGCUGAACUUGAUAAACAGGAAAAAGAAAUGAACUAUAUCACUGCUCGAUUCCAAGAAGAGAAGAACAACCUUGAGAGAGAAAAGGCUGAAAUAAUGAGAGAGAAAGAAAGAAUGAUGGAUAAACUCCACAGUGAAAGGGAAAAUGUGGAACUUCUGAGGAAGGAAGUGCUCAGUGAAGAGGAGUCAUUAGAAAAUAAAAUAGAGUUUCUGAAGACAGAUAUGGAUGAAAUGGAACAAAGAAAACUACAUUUGGAGAAAGAGUUAGAAAAUAUAAAGCUCCAGAAAGAAAUCAUUGAGGAUGAGAAAGACCAACUGGAACAGUCAAAGGCUGAGCUGCACAGAGAAGCUGAGAACAUCGACACAUUAAAACAAGAGAUGCAGAAAGAAAGACAGAGAGUAGAAGAAAUGACUGCCCAACUUCAACAAGAGAGGGAUGAUGCAGCAAAUCUUUCUGAGGAAGUGAAGAGGAAAGUGGAAGACCUAAAUAGGAUGCGUGCUGAUUUUGAAAAAGAACGAGAGGCACUCAAAUCUGAGAAAGACAAGCUCAGAAUGGAAAUGCUUGAUCAUGAGAGCUCAAAGAUAGAACUUGAAAAAGCCAGAGAAAAUCUAGAAAAACAAAUGACUGAAAAAGAGGAACAAACUAAAAUGAUUCUAUCAGACAUACAGAAAGAGAGAGAGAAACUUGAGCAGAUGAACAUUUACAUCUCAAGCCAAGCCAAAGAUAUUGAAAAUGAAAAGGAACAACUGAGACUCAGAAAAGACGAACUGGAACAGAUACAAGUAGAGAUUGCAAAACAGCAAAAAGAGAUGGAUGACAUGAAAAACAGAAUAAUGACAGAAAAAGGACAGCUUGAGCAGAAAUGGGAUGAACUGAAUAAUGAAAAGAAAGAAGUGGAUAAUAUCUUACAAUCUGUUAGGACUGAAAAGAGCAAUAUUGAAAGAGAAAGGUCUGAAAUUGAUGAGGAGAAACAGCAAAUGGAGAGCAAGUUCAGGACUGCAUUGAAGACAGAGAUGGAAAAUGUGGAGCUCCUAAAGAAAGAGUUACUUGAUGAAAAGGAAUUAAUAGAAAAGAGCAAACAGCUGUUAAACAGAGACAUGGACGAAGUGGAACAACACAAGGCCAGACUGACCAGAGAGUCAGAGGACAUUAAACACAGGAAAGACAUACUUGAGGAGGAGAAGAGCAUGUUAGAGAAGAUGAAGGUGGAUCUAGACAGAGAAGCUGAGAACAUGGAGAAAAUGAAGCUCGACUCACAGAACGAGAAAGUGAAAGCUGAAGAAAUAUACACACAGAUUCAAAGAGAAAGAAACAUUACUGACAGUCUUGCUAAGGAGAACCAAAAGAAGAAAGAAGAGCUGGAUGGUUUGCAUGCUGAGAUUAAACAGCAAAGAGAAGCAAUUAAACUAGAUAAAGAGGUGAUUGACAAGGAGAAAGCUGACCUGGAGAUAAUGAAAGAAGAGGUGAGGAAAAGCAAAGAAGUUCUAGAAAACCAAAUUACUGAGGAAAGGAAAAAGAAUGAGAUGAGCCAGGCAGAGAUACAGAAGGAGAGAGACACUGUUGAACAUGAAAAGGAAAGACUAAGACUCAGACAAGAUGAUCUAGAACGACUGCAGGCAGAAAUUAUAAAACAACAAAAAGAAAUGGAUGAGUUGAGGAACACGAUCAGUAUUGAAAGGAAUCUGCUUGAAAAGAAGAAGGCUGAACUUGAUGAACAGGAAAAAGAAAUGAACUAUAUCACUGCUCGAUUUCAAGAACAGAAGCACAAUUUUGAGACAGAAAAGGCUGAAAUUAUUAGAGAGAAAGAAAGAAUGAUGGAUAAACUCCACAGUGAAAGGGAAAAUGUGGAACUUCUGAGAAAAGAAGUGCUCAGUGAUAAGGAGACAUUAGAAAAUAAAAAAGAGUUUCUGAAGACAGAUAUGGAUGAAAUGGAACAAAGCAAAUUACAUUUGGAGAAAGAGUUAGAAAACAUAAAGCUCCAGAAAGAAAUGAUUGAGGAUGAGAAAGACCAACUGGAACAGACAAAGGCUGAGCUGCACAGAGAAGCUGAGAACAUCAACAAAUUAAAACAAGAGAUGCAGAAAGAAAGACAGAGAGUAGAAGAAAUGACUGCCCAACUUCAACAAGAGAGGGAUGAUGCAGCAAAUCUUUUGCUGAGGAAGUGA